GGCACCUGCUUUCUGUAAUUGAUAUCCUGGGGGAUAGCACUGCAUGGAAUUAAGGCGUCCAUCUCCGUGGCUAAUUCCGUUAGGAGCAGAGAGCCUCCCUCUGCUGCUGUGUGCCAGGCGGCCCCCACAUCCACAUGCAGAGCACUCCAGAUCCGUGUUUUCUGUUAUGCCUGAAUAUAUGGGACAUGCAUUGCAACCCUAGGCCACCGUGCUGCAGUGCACUUGUCUGGCAGAGCCCUGUGGCCGGCCAGCCCCGGCUGUGACUGGCCGGGUCCCCGGACACACACUCCGUCGCCUCUGGCCUUCUCCCGUGGCGGCGAUUUCGGACCUUUUCUCCGAGCGCACGUCUCCCCGUUUGCUGAGAAGCCGCCUGCUGUUUGCAUUUGGAUGCGGCCAGCAGAGCAGCGGGAACCCUGCCUCGAAUCCCAGUGCACCCUCUGCGGGGAGCCAGAAGAGGAAGAGGGCGGGGACCUGGUCCAGCCGGGCAUCAGCUUUCCGGGGCCGGCAGAGGAGGAUCUAGACCAGCAGUACUCAUGGUCCCCGACGCAGCACUUCAAUGAGGGAAGGUACUCGCCGGCUCCCAGGAACAUGAAGGGGCUGCCGGGGGGCCGGGCCCCAGCCCCGCUGUGCUCCGCCCACACCUGCGGCCUCGCGGGCCCCGAGGACUGCGAGCGCGCGCACGACCACCUGCACCACGUGCAGGAGGCCAGGCAGCCCUACCUGCUCAGCCCGGUGGACGGCUGCCCCCUGGACCACCACCGCUGCUCCCCCGGCAGCUCCGUGCACUCGGAGUGCAUGAUGAUGCCCGUGGUGCUGGGCGACCACGUGUCCAGCAGCACCUUCCCCCGGAUGCACUACAGCUCCCACUACGACGCGAGAGACGACUGCGCCGUGCCGCACGCCGGCGCCAGGGCCAACCGCAUCCCCGCCAACCUCCUGGACCAGUUCGAGAAGCAGGGGCCGCUGCACAGGGACGGGUUCCACACGCUGCAGUACCAGAGGACGUCCGCGGCCGCGGGGCAGCGCGGCGAGAGCCCGGGCAGGAUACGGCACCUCGUGCACUCCGUGCAGAAACUCUUCACCAAGUCGCACUCGCUCGAGGGCCCCUCCAAAGGCCACGUCAACGGGACCAAGGGCGACGGCCGGGCGGAGGACCACCACCACACCCACCACCCCAGGCACGGCAAGAGGAGUAAAAGCAAGGAGCGGAAGCCCGACGGCAAGCCGCGGUCGGGCGCCAGCAGCUGGUGGAGCUCCGACGACAACCUGGACAGCGACAGCACCUGCCACACGUCCAGCGUGGUCAACAGGCACCACGUGGGCCACGUCUCCCACUGCUACCCCGAGGUGCUCCCGGGCCCCUUCGGGGACCUGUCCCUGAAGACGUCCAAGAGCAACAGCGACGUCAAGUGCUCGGCCUGCGAGGGCCUGACCGUGACGCCCGACACCAAGUACAUGAAGCGGAGCUCCUGGUCCACGCUCACCGUGAGCCAGGCCAAGGAGGCCUACCGCAAGAGCUCGCUGAACCUGGACAAGCCUCUGCUCCCCCAGGACGCCAAGCCCGCCCUGAGGCCGUGCCACUACCUGCAGGUGCCUCAGGACGAGUGGGGGGGGUGCCCCACGGGCGGCAAGGACGAGGAGAUCCCCUGCCGGAGAAUGAGGAGUGGGAGCUACAUCAAAGCCAUGGGCGACGAGGAGAGUGCGGAGUCCGACUCCAGCCCCAAGACGUCGCCCACGGCGGCCGUGCGGCCAGAGCCCCUGCUCAAGCCCAUCGGACCGAGGCCACUGGCAGAUCUCCAAACCCAGAGCUACCUGCAAGCCACAAGGGACGUGUCUGCUGCCCACAGCCUGGACCCCUCUGCCAAGUACAACUCCCCGAAAUUCCGCUCCCGGAACCAGAGCUACAUGAGAGCCGUCAGCACCCUGAGUCAGGCCAGCUGUGUGAGCCAGAUGAGCGAGGCAGAGAUGAACGGGCAGUUCGAGUCGGUGUGUGAAUCUGUCUUCAGUGAAGUCGAGUCCCAGGCCAUGGACGCCCUGGACCUUCCCGGAUGCUUCCGGACGCGCAGCCACAGUUACCUCCGAGCCAUCCAAGCUGGUUACUCCCAGGACGACGAAUGUAUUCCCGUGAUGACGCCCUCCAACACCACCCCAACUGUCAGGUCCACAGCAGCCGUGUCGUACGCGAAUUACAAGAAGACUCCGCCGCCCGUGCCCCCGCGCACCACGUCCAAGCCCCUGAUCUCGGUGACGGCGCAGAGUAGCACGGAGUCCACCCAGGACGCCUACCAGGACAGCCGCGCCCAGAGGGCGUCCCCGUGGCCCCAGGAUGGCCGCGGCCUCUACAACUCCACGGACAGUCUGGACAGCAACAAGGCCAUGAGCCUCGCCCUGGAGACGGCCGCGGCCCAGCGCCUCGCUGCCGAGGGCCAGAGCGGCUCCACGCGGACCAGCGACAAGGCCGUCCUGGUGUCCAAGGCGGAGGACUUCCUCAAGAGCCGGCGCUCCUCCAUCGGGAUCCAGGAUUCUGAAUUCCCAGAACAUCAGCCAUACCCAAGGUCAGAUGUGGAAACAGCCACAGAUUCGGACACGGAGAGCCGAGGCCUGCGGGAAUACCACUCUGUCGGCGUCCAGGUGGAAGAUGAGAAGAGACAUGGACGUUUUAAGCGCUCGAACAGCGUGACAGCCGCCGUCCAAGCAGACUUGGAGCUGGAGGGCUUCCCGGGACGCGUCACCAUGGAGGACAAGGGCCUGCAGUUUGGUCCCGCCUUCCAGCGGCACUCGGAGCCCAGCACGCCCACCCAGUACGGGGCAGUCAGGACUGUCCGGACCCAGGGGGUCUUUAGUUACAGAGAGGACUACAGGGCGCCCGUGGACACUGCCACCCUGCCCCCUCCCGAGCCCUGGCUGGAGCCGUGCGUCGAGACGGCAGACACCGGGAGGAUGUCUCCGUGCCGCAGGGACGGCUCGUGGUUUGUGAAGCUGCUACACACGGAGACCAAGAGGAUGGAAGGCUGGUGUAAGGACAUGGAGAGAGAGGCAGAGGAGAAUGACCUCUCGGAGGAAAUUCUCGGGAAGAUCCGGAGUGCCGUGGGGAGUGCACAGCUUCUGAUGUCCCAGAAAUUCCAGCAGUUCUAUUGGCUGUGCCAACAGAACAUGGACCCCAGCGCCAUGCCGAGGCCCACGUCCCAGGACCUGGCGGGCUACUGGGACAUGCUGCAGCUCUCCGUCGAGGACGUCAGCAUGAAGUUCGACGAGCUGCACCAGCUGAAGCUCAAAGACUGGAAGAUAAUAGAGUCUCCGGAGAGAAAGGAAGAAAGAAAGGUCCCCCCUCCAAUACCAAAGAAGCCCCCCAGAGGGAAAUUUCCUGUCACGAGAGAAAAGUCCCUGGACCUGCCGGACAGACAGCGUCAAGAAGCCCGGAGGCGGCUCAUGGCUGCCAAGCGGGCCGCCUCCUUCCGCCAGAAUUCGGCCUCGGAGCGCGCAGACAGCAUAGAGAUCUACAUCCCGGAGGCCCAGACGCGGCUCUAGGGGCACCUUCGCCCUCUUUUCUUUUUAACAAGAUGCGUGUACAGUUUCUCACCCACCCGCUAAUUUUAGUCUCGUUUCUCCACCGAAUACACCCUGUUGUGUUCUCUGUGCCAUAGACGCACCGGAAUGCGUUCAUUUCUGCCGUGCGCGGAGCCCCAGCCAGAGCUCCUCCUCCCUCCUCCCCCCCUUCCUCUUCCCCCCUCCUCCUUCCCCAUUCCCCUCCCCUUCCUCCUCCUCCUCCCCCUCCUCCUCCCCUCCAAUGGUCUGACCCGCGGUCAGCUGUGCCAGCUAGGCGUGGGGACACCUCCCUGAUCCGCUCUGUUCUCAGAGGAUCACAGGAAACACCUCUCGAGAUGGAGCCCAGCUCACAUUUUUGUUAUUUAUAUUUUUAUAAAGCGUGUGACAAUUCGAGGCAAGACUAACAAAUAACUAGAUACGGGUGCAUCUUGCCACUCACCAGACACCCCAGUGGAAACUGCUUCAGCUCGAAGUGCAGGCAAGAAAGACCCCCACCACCCCCUGUCACCUGGGGGCGCCUCCCCCUGCCCCCCAAGUCUAGCCGGCCCCUGUCGCCAGGGUCCUUGUGCAGAGUUUAUGAGAAGCCAUCUCUCCAGCCACCCGACUCCCUGCCAUGCGGUUCUCCAGAAACACACGGCGGGGGGAGGGAGGGGUGGGUCACAAGUCUGAACCCGAUAGAAAUCUCCGGCACAGCAUCUAACAGUCCCAAAAUAAGCUGAGUGUUCAUUCACCCAAGGGAGUGACACAUGAAAAGGGUUGGAGUCUUACAGAAGGCUGGCUGGCCUGUAGCAGGCAUGUAAAGAGAAAAAUAAUCGCCCUUAUUCCGAUGAAAGAGUCAUCGUAUGUUUUCUUCCUUCAUAACUUCCACCACACACAGUCUUGUCUGUAAGUGUCCCCAUUUAUGCACCUGUGAUUUUUUUUUUAUGGAUGUAUAUAUAUUCUCAAACUGCUCUAUCAGUUGACUUUCCAGGGUAUCCUUAAAAAAAAAAAAAAGUUUGCUUGUUUAAAAUGACA
Leopardus geoffroyi (Geoffroy's cat) is the source of this 4560-nucleotide messenger RNA. RefSeq names its product DLG associated protein 2 (gene DLGAP2). The coding region runs from base 388 to 3528 and encodes 1046 amino acids. NCBI's taxonomy places the organism in Eukaryota, Metazoa, Chordata, Mammalia, Carnivora, Felidae. The transcript has 14 exons. Gene Ontology annotation, molecular function: molecular adaptor activity. Gene Ontology annotation, cellular component: postsynaptic specialization; glutamatergic synapse. Gene Ontology annotation, biological process: signaling. The record is from RefSeq and is a predicted model, not a curated record.